This is a messenger RNA of Hydra vulgaris (swiftwater hydra), 2548 nucleotides long. Its product is annotated as NACHT, LRR and PYD domains-containing protein 6. The record is from RefSeq and is a predicted model, not a curated record. Gene Ontology annotation, biological process: signal transduction. Lineage: Eukaryota; Metazoa; Cnidaria; Hydrozoa; Anthoathecata; Hydridae. Gene Ontology annotation, cellular component: cytoplasm. Gene Ontology annotation, molecular function: protein binding.
AUCAAAAUGGAUCUUUUUACACAUCUCAAAAAAGAUGAAACCACUGUUUUUAGCCAAGCUUUUAUAUUAAAGUUUAGUGAUAGUGUUGGAGUAGAUUGGAAAACUCUUGGUCGUUGGUUAAAUAUUGAAGAAAGUUAUUUAGACAUGAUUGAUAAAGAUAUUAGUAAAAGUGAUGAGAAAGCGUAUUCAGUGAUAACUAAAUGGUUGCAAAAAAGUUUCAACCCAACACUUGACGAGUUAAUAACAGCUUUAAAGGAUAUGAAAAGAAUGGAUUUAAUAAGAAAAGUAGAUGAAUUUAAAAAUUUGUCAAGAGUGUCUGCUAAACUCAAAAAAUUUUAUGUUGAAUAUUAUGGGAAAAUUAGUGAACUUCGACCAUUAUUAAAAGCACCUGCAAAUGUUGAUCUAAUGGAUAAAUUUGUUGAUCUAUGUAUUGUUGAUGCACAUAAUGCUCAAAUGGAUGUUGCUUGUAGUGUUGAACGAAAGAAAUUUCUUGAAAAGCAAACCAGUUAUACACCAAUACCAUAUAGUGAACUAUUUAAGAAAGAAAAAUCUGUAAUAUUAGUAUCUGGAAUUGCUGGUAUUGGGAAAACAUGGUUGCUUAGAAAAUGUUUGCUUGAUUGGUCAAAUGAUUUAAUUUGGAAAAAUGUUGAACUUGUUUUUUAUUUGGAAUGCAGGAGGAUUAAUCAAUAUGAAAAUAUUUCUAGUAUUUAUGAUUUACUAAGCGUUUUCUACAAAGAUAUUAUAAGUAACUUUAAUAUUAGUAUUGACGCUGCACUGUUUAUAAUUGAUGGAUUAGAUGAGUUUAAAUAUUUCAAUGAGUUAUCAAAUCCAAGAUUAAAGUUUAGCCAUCCAAUUGUUAAUGUUUUAGCAGAAACUCAAAACUAUAAACAUUUAAUUGCUGGUAGAGUUUAUGCAAUAGAUCAAUACCAAAGUAUAUAUACAGAUCAGAGUGACAAGUUAACCAUUCAAAUAAUGGGGUUUAAUGAAACUGGAAUAAUGAAUUAUGUAGAAAAUCAUGUUGCAGAAGAAAUUAAAGAAAUUGUAAAAGCAACUUUAAAGGAAUCUCCAAUUGCAAAAGCCAUGGCAUCUGUUCCUUUUUAUUUAUCUUCUAUGUGUAAAAUUAUCACUGAUUCAAAAGAAAUAAGUACAAGAUCUUUCUUAACAAUGACAGAUUUGUAUGCAAACAUUUUUUUAUACUUUUUACAAAAACACAUUGUUAAAAACAAUGAAAUGAUUUAUCAGAUAAUAGAAAAUGAUUCUAAUAAAACUAUUAUUUUAAAUAUUUGUAAAAUUGCAUAUAAAUUGUUUGUUGUAAAUAAAGUAAUUUUUUCCAAAGAAGAACUUCAAACUUUUAUUGGUGACUUUGAUAAAAAUGAAAAUUUUUAUGGAUUUAUUGAAAGGAUUGAAACAGAUCUGGGUUGUUUUUAUCAAUUUGCUCAUUUGACAAUAAUGGAGUUUUGUGCAUCUGUAUAUGCAUAUAAUUGUUUAAGUAGUGAAGAAAUUAUGACUAAUGAUAAGCUUAAUAGUUGUUUAUCAAUGAUUUGUGGAUUAUCUAAUACUAGUCAAAAUAGUUUAAUAAAGUUUCUUGUUAACCCGAAUCCUUCAAAAAAUCCUUCUAAUCCUUCCUAUGAAAAAUCUAUUCAAUCUAUUCAAUUUAUAAAGAAUCUGUUCAAGAAUUCUUCAAAAAAGUCUGAUGAAAAAUCUAUCCUUCUGCAUUCUAUUUUGGAUCGUCUAAGUAAAAGUAUUAGAAGUUGUUCUUCUGAUUUUAAUUUAUUCUACGAAUGUUUUUACGAAAGUCAAUCUUCAUUCACUGAUAAAAUAAAAUCAAUUGUUGAUGAACGAAAUGAACAAAGAAUUGGAUUGACUAUUUUUUUAGGUGGUUGGGAGAUUUCGAUUCACGAUGGAAAAACUUCUUACGCAACUUCUUGCGAUAAUUAUUUCGUAAAUUGUUACAUAAAAUCUGGAAGAAAGUUAAGAUCGUUACAUGUUCAUAAAAGUAUUUUAAAUGAUGAAGAAAAAAAUCUUUUAAUUCGAUGUGCAUCUAAUGUUCGCGGUGUCAGCUUUUUUUGCCCAAUUAAUUUUGAAGGAUGGAAACCGAAAGAUAAGAUUGAAAUGUUGCGGAUAAGCAUCUCACGUUAUUUAAUAACAAAAAAAGAUUUUGAAGUAAACUAUCUUCCUUGGAUUAAUCUUUGUGAAGAAUUAGAUCUUCAACUUCACGACGACAUUGAUUUCAUUAAAGACAUUUGUGAAUGUAUUCGUUGUUCGAACAUCAAGAAGUUUGUGAUCUUGUACCGUGAAAAUUAUUUUUACAACCUCGAUGAAUUAUUGCAACAUUUCUUUAUUAUAUUCAACCUUCGUUAUUAUACAUGAUGUUUACGAUAAAGUCAGCAGUUUUCAGGUUUAUUGAAACUUGAAGAAAUUUAAUUUUAUAUUAAAAAAAUUAAAUUAUAAUCUGCACAUCAUCACAUUUAUAAUAAUCUCAAUUAUUUUUGAAAUUUAAAGUAUUCGCCAUUUUUUUUAAGAUUUUCAAUGACAACGAAACAAAAAA